AUGGCUGAAACACUUGUUUCCGUUAUCCUGGACCAGCUGGCUUCAAUAGCUCGUCAACAAAUUGAAGAACAGUUGAUGCUGGUGGUGGGUGUUGAUGAUGACAUCCAAAAGCUCACCAGCAAUUUCCGAUCCAUUCGAGCUGUCCUUGAAGAUGCAGAGAACAAGCAAUUCAAGGACAAUGCUGUGAGAGAUUGGUUGGAUAAGCUUAAAGAGGCAUCCUAUGAUAUAGAUGAUGUGUUGGAUGAGUGGAAAACUUCAAUUGGGAAAUCACAACUCAAGGAAGUUGAAAAUGCUUCCAAGCCUAUGAUCAAAAAGGUAUGUCCACUCAUCCCUUGUUAUACCUUUUGUUUUAGAAAAGUUAUCAUGCCUUGUGCCAUUACUCGCAAGAUAAAAAGUCUAAGUAAAACAUUAGAUGAUAUUGCUAUGGAAAAAGAUAGGUUUCGUUUCAGUUCGGUCGAGCACACUAUAGAUAUAAAACCACCAAUGACUGCAUCUUUUGGUGAUAUAUCAAUAGUUCAUGGAAGAGAAGCUGAUAAGGAGGAGUUAUUAAACAAGUUAUUGAAUGAGAGUAGUCAAGAGCCAGCCAUCUCUAUUGUUUCUAUUGUAGGGAUGGGUGGGAUCGGUAAAACUACUCUUGCUCGAUUAGUUUUUAAUAGUGAUAAGAUGAAAACCCAUUUUGACAAAAAAAUAUGGGUAUGUGUCUCGGAUCCUUUUGAUGAGAUUAGGAUUGCAAAAGCAAUCCUUGAAUCUCUUGUAGGUGAUGCAUCAAAACUAAGUGAACUAGAAACUAUAUUGCAACAUAUAAGUCAAUAUCUUGAUAGGAAGAAGUUUUUUCUUGUCCUAGAUGAUGUAUGGACUGAAGAUUCCAAAAAUUGGGAGCAACUAAAAGAUUGUUUAAAGUGUGGCUCUCAAGGAAGUAGAAUUCUAGUUACCACACGUAAGCAAAAAGUUGCCAAAGCUAUAGGAGCCACCAACAUGAUCAUGUUAGGGACAUUAUCAGAAAAUGAGUCUUGGUUGUUAUUUAGCCAAAUUGCAUUUUCUGGUGAAGUCAGUGAAAAAUUAGAAGAUAUUGGUAGAAAAAUUGUAGCCAAAUGCAAGGGCUUACCUCUUGCUAUAAAAACCUUAGGAAGCCUCUUGAGUUUCAAAACAAAUAUUGAAGAGUGGCAAAGUGUUCUAGAUAGUGAAAUGUGGGAAAUAGAAGAGGUAGAACGAGGGGUAUUUCCACCUUUACUAUUGAGCUAUUAUGAUUUGCCUUUUCCAUUGAAAAAAUGCUUCUCAUAUUGUGCUAUUUUCCCGCAAGAUCAUGAGAUUAAGAAAGAUGAAUUAAUUAAAUUAUGGAUGGCUCAAAGUUACCUUAGGGAUGAGCGAAACAAAGACAUGGAGUUAACUGGGGAAGAGUAUUUUGAAAACUUAGCAAUGCGCUCUUUUUUUCAAGACUUUAAGAGAAAUAAAUAUGAUGGUAGCAUAGAAAGUUGUAAAAUGCAUGAUAUAGUGCAUGAUUUUGCUCGAUUUCUUACAAAAAAUGAAUGUUUUAGUGUAGAGACUAGUAAUGAAAAAAGAUUGCGUAGUCUUGUGGUUAGGAGUCAAGAUCAGAGAAGUCAGUUGACUACGUCCAAAUUAUUUGAUAACUCAAGUCUACGAGCAUUAAAGUUUAGAUUAAUUGGUAUUCAAGAAAUCCCUACAAAAAUAAAAAAGAUGAUACAUUUGAGGUAUCUUGAUUUAUCUACAUAUGAUUUCGAAGAAUUGCCGAAAGAAUUGUGUGAUUUAUAUAAUCUACAAACGUUAAACAUGGCCUGGUGUGUUAAGCUAACAAAAUUACCUCAAGAGAUCGGAAAGUUAAUCAACUUGAGGCAUUUGAUAUUUGAGACUUAUGGAAUAAAAUACAUGCCAAAAGGAAUUGAAGGAUUAACUUGUCUUCGAACUUUGAAAAAUUUUGUAGUGAGUAGUAGUAGCCAUGGCGGUAAAGCAUGUAGUAUUGAAAGUUUGAAAAACUUGACAAAUCUUCGGUGUCUUGGUAUUUCGGGGUUAGAAAAUGUGGGAGAUGAGGGUGAAGUUAAGCGAGCAAACCUUAAGAAUAAGACAAACCUCCUCUCUUUAUCUUUAGAUUUUGGACUUGAAUAUGACCCAAUGAAAACAUAUGAGAGUCAAGAAAUGGUUCUUGAGGCCUUAGAACCACCUCCAAAUUUAGUGAAAUUAGGUUUAUGGAAUUAUAGAGGUAAAACUAUAUGGCCAAAUUGGAUGAUAUUAUUGACUCAGUUGAGGGAGUUAAGACUUGAAUGUUGCUGUAGGUGUGAGUAUUUGCCUCCUUCGGGAAAAUUAUCAUCUCUUGAGUCACUCUUUAUAGAUAAGGCUAUAUAUGUAAAAAAAGUGGGUAAUGAAUUUUUUGGAAUAGAAAGUGAUGGCAUAGCCACAUCUUCUAUUGUCUUUACCAAAUUAAAAAAUCUUGAGUUUUGGGACAUGGACAGAUGGGAAGAAUGGGAUGAUAUUACUUUGAGAGGAGAUGAAUUAGUUAUUACAAUCAUGCCAUCUCUUCAUUACUUGAAAAUUGGUGGAAUCCACAAACUAAAGACUUUGCCCAAUUACAUUCUUCAAUCGCCAACACUAAAACAAUUGGAGAUCGUCGGUUGCAAUACUCUGAGUCAGCGUUACGAGAAGGAGAGAGGUGAAGAUUGGCACAAGAUCUCUCACAUUCCUGACGUCACCAUUAGAGAACAGUCAUAG
Pistacia vera is the source of this 2721-nucleotide messenger RNA. RefSeq names its product putative disease resistance protein RGA3. The record is from RefSeq and is a predicted model, not a curated record. NCBI's taxonomy places the organism in Eukaryota, Viridiplantae, Streptophyta, Magnoliopsida, Sapindales, Anacardiaceae. Gene Ontology annotation, molecular function: ADP binding. The transcript has a single exon. Bases 1 to 2721 code for a protein of 906 amino acids. Gene Ontology annotation, biological process: defense response to other organism.